AUGCACGAUGAAGCUCUUCAUUCGGGAGCGCCGGGCACCAGUGCUCUUCUUGUCGACGGGAAAACAUUCACGAUUAAUGGAAAUACUGUCUCCUACCAGUUCCACGUAGAUGGUGACACUGGAGAUCUGCGAACAGAUCAUUUCGGAGGUCCUAUUACUGGGCCGAUCCCAGCGGACCCAAAGCCUCUUAUCAACGGCGUCCCAACAGAGCUGCCAGAUCGUCCAGAAGGCUAUACGGUGUCGGAGUUGAAGUAUCAAGCCCACACUAUAGUGAGAGGCAAACCGGGCCUCCCUGGCCUACCUGCGACAUUUGGUGGCGAGGAGGAUGUGACAACGAUUAUCAUACAUCUAUACGAUGAUAAAAGCCAGGUAGCAGCCGAUCUAACCUACUCUAUUUUUCCCAAAUAUGAUGCCGUUGUGCGAAGCGUCAGUGUUAUGAACCAGGGCACAGGAAAUAUUACAGUUGAGGUGUUGGCCAGUUUGAGCGUGGACUUUGCGGUCCAGGACCUCGAUAUGAUUACUCUCUCCGGAGACCACAUGAGAGAAGCACACCGGGAAAGGAGGAAGGUUGAAAGAGGGCUGCACGGCUUCCAAAACAGUACUGGUUUCUCAUCUCACCUUUACAAUCCAUUCCUUGCGAUAGCCCAUCCAUCUACCACCGAAUCGCAGGGUUCUGCUUGGGGUUUCUCUCUAGUCUACACUGGGUCGAGUGCUGUAAAUGUGGAAAAGAGCUCCCAGGGCCUAACGCGCGUAAUACUUGGUUUGAACCCAGCACAGCUAUCAUGGCCAUUAGCCUCUGGGGAGAGUCUGUCCUCUCCAGAAUGUGUUUCUGUUUACUCUAACCAAGGCCUUGGAGGCAUGUCUCGUGCUCUUCAUGGUCUAUACCGCAACCAUCUGAUGAGGAGCAAGUUUGUCAGGCAGAAUCGACCUGUCCUGCUCAAUAGUUGGGAAGGUCUCUACUUUGAUAUCAAUCACAGCAAUCUCUAUGAGAUAGCUAAAGAGUCCGCAGCAUUGGGAGUAAAGUUGUUUGUCAUGGAUGACGGGUGGUUUGGAAAGGACUACCCGCGUAUUUCAGACGAAGCUGGCCUAGGAGAUUGGGUGCCUAAUCCGCACCGACUUCCUCAUGGCCUCGAUUCCUUGGUAAAUGAUAUCACCGCUCUGAAAGGAACAAACUCAGCGAAUCUAUGGUUUGGUAUCUGGGUUGAACCCGAGAUGGUGAAUCCAAAAUCAAACCUCUACUGUGCACACCCAGACUGGGUCCUCUCCGCAGGGACCUACCCACGCACCGAGCUACGGAACCAGCUUAUCUUAAAUCUCGGCCUGCCAGAGGUUCAAGAUUAUAUUAUCGCAUGCCUUUCAAAUAUCCUGACCAGCGCGAAUAUCUCCUACGUGAAAUGGGACCAUAACAGGUCAAUGACAGAGAUACAAACCCCCAGUGCUGCUCAUGCGUAUAUUCUCGGGUUAUACCGAGUCCUUGAUACGAUAACAACUCGUUUCCCCGACGUCCUUUUCGAGGGAUGUGCUGCUGGUGGCGGCCGCUUUGAUCCUGGAAUUCUACAGUUCUUCCCGCAAAUCUGGACCUCAGACAAUACAGAUGCUGUUGACCGCAUCUCCAUUCAGCUUGGAAUGUCUCUGGCAUAUCCUGCUAGCUCUAUGGGCGCCCAUAUUUCAGCGGUACCCAAUCACCAGAACAAUCGCACUACGCCCCUAGAAUUCCGCGCACAUGUUGCCAUGAUGGGGGGAUCAUUUGGCCUUGAACUUGACCCGAAGAAAUUACUGCCAGAAGAAAAAGCUUCUCUCCCUGGGCUUAUUGCCCUAGCGGAGAGGAUAAGCCCUGUCGUGGUCAACGGGGAUAUGUGGCGACUUUCACUACCCCACGAGUCAAACUGGCCGGCAGUGCAAUUUAUUUCGGAGGAUGCGUCUCAGGCGGUACUUUUUUACUUCCAACUCCAACAACAUGUGAACGAAAUCACUCCGAGGGUAAAACUACAGGGAUUGGCAUCAAAUCGCAUGUACCAGAUCGAGGGCGGAGGGCGAUACUCGGGCAUGGUGUUAAUGAAUCAUGGUCUGAAUUAUUAUUUCGGAUCUGAUUAUGGUAGUAAAGUGGUGAUUUUGACAAAGGAGCCAUUAUGA
Penicillium subrubescens is the source of this 2133-nucleotide messenger RNA. RefSeq names its product alpha-galactosidase. Gene Ontology annotation, biological process: carbohydrate catabolic process. The transcript has 4 exons. NCBI's taxonomy places the organism in Eukaryota, Fungi, Ascomycota, Eurotiomycetes, Eurotiales, Aspergillaceae. The record is from RefSeq and is a predicted model, not a curated record. Gene Ontology annotation, molecular function: alpha-galactosidase activity. The coding region runs from base 1 to 2133 and encodes 710 amino acids.